This is a messenger RNA of Chelmon rostratus (copperband butterflyfish), 1754 nucleotides long. Its product is annotated as gap junction beta-4 protein-like. Gene Ontology annotation, biological process: cell communication. NCBI's taxonomy places the organism in Eukaryota, Metazoa, Chordata, Actinopteri, Chaetodontiformes, Chaetodontidae. The coding region runs from base 223 to 1014 and encodes 263 amino acids. Gene Ontology annotation, cellular component: connexin complex. The record is from RefSeq and is a predicted model, not a curated record. The transcript is spliced from 2 exons.
GGCAGGCCGGCAACUCCACCCCCUCCACUCCCGUCGUCUGUUGAGAAAUCUGCUGAGAAACUCAUCGGAGAGGUUCAUCCAAAGCACGUUCCUCCGCUCCGACGCUGAACAGCGACAACAGCGUUUAAACUAUACCUGAGCUUUGCCAGUGCCGUUUCUGAAAAGAGCUUCCUCUGUCUUCCAUCAGCAGGAAGAGAAGACAGGCUGUGAACAGAGCUCGUCAUGAACUGGGCAUUCCUCCAGGGCCUCCUCAGCGGGGUGAACAAGUACUCCACAGCCUUCGGCCGAGUGUGGCUCUCUAUUGUGUUCCUCUUCAGGGUCAUGGUGUUUGUGGUGGCAGCCGAGAAGGUGUGGGGCGACGAACAGAAGGACUUCAAAUGCAACACGGCUCAGCCCGGGUGCCACAACGUCUGCUACGACCACUUCUUCCCCGUCUCCCACGUCCGGCUGUGGGCGCUGCAGCUCAUCUUCGUCACAUGCCCCUCUCUCCUGGUGGUGAUGCAUGUCGCCUACAGGGAGGACAGGGAACGGAAAAACCGGCUCAAGUAUGGCGAGAACUGCCGCCGCCUCUACCAGAACACGGGCAAGAAGCGCGGAGGCCUCUGGUGGACCUACGUCCUCACUUUGGUCUUCAAAAUAGGCGUGGACGCCACCUUCGUCUUCCUCGUCUACCACAUUUACGAGGGUUACGACUUCCCCUCGCUCAUCAAGUGCGAGGAGAGGCCCUGUCCCAACAAGGUGGACUGCUUCAUCGCUCGGCCCACCGAGAAACGAAUCUUCACCCUCUUCAUGGUGGUCACCAGCCUGGUCUGCAUCCUCCUCUCUAUUUUCGAAAUCCUCUACCUGGUUGGCAAGCGCUGCCGCGAAUGUUUGACCACAGUCCACCACUCCCGCCACGUCAUGACCAACACGAUGUCCAGUGGAAGCAACUUGAUGGAGGCGAACGCUCUAAACCUGCCAAGCAAAAACACCCCUGAAACACCUGCUCCGUCAUACAGCGUCGCCGUAUCUUGAGAUGCUGAGAAUAAGAGCAAAGACUUCAUGAAAAACAAAGACAUGGGAAGGUAAAUGUGCCUGUCCUCACUUUACAGGCACUCCCUUAAAAGACUUGACAGCAGACAUUUCUCUGCUCAGACACUGGACUGCAACUGAAGCAGCUCCUCACUGUUUCUGUGUCGACUGUCAGAGAAUUAGAAAUUCUGGACCGCAUGUCUUACGUGUCAUUGUUGUGGAAUGUGCGCACUGUUGUGGGUUCGGGUCAGAGUAUUUACAGAGAUUUUUACAGAUACAGUUCUAUAGCCCUUGCGCAGAAAAAAAAAGCAAGCAAGCAAGUUUGUGUGGCGCAGUGUCGGAUUUGGCCUUGAUACCAAUUACAUGAGUCACCGUGGUUUGGAGAGCAUGGUUCUACAAACACAUGUGGUUUUCUGUGUAAGAUUUUCCCUCUGCUCGCUGCCCGACCUUUAAAUGUUUACUUCAAACUGCUCUGCAUCCUUUCCGUUCACUCACACGUUCAUGUCUGGCUCUUUGUGAAUACUGUACUUUACAUAACUUAUCAAAAGGUUUGAAUGAUUGUGCAUGUUACUGUUUUAAAGUGCUGUCUUCACACAGGCGGAAGAGAGCGAUGAGGCUGAAGUGCGGUGUUGUAAACAGUUUUUAAUAGUAUCAGGAUGUGCAUAUUUCACAGUGUUGAGGUGCAGUGUGGCUGCAUAUUUGUUAAUAUUAUUUUUCAUUAAAGAUCGUUUUCAUGUUUUGAA